UCGAUUAAUCGAUGGCUAUGCGGGAUUUUUGCAACACUGUUAGCGCCUGACUUGGGCGCAUACCAGGGCGCGCCUCUCUCUCUCAUUAAAUCACUACCCAAUAAAAAGAAGAAGCACACAUAUAGUUGAUUGGACACGCAAACGGCAAACCAUUAUAGGUUGCAUGCGAAGCUCCAUCUGCAGCAGAAGAGAAGAGAUUCUUAUCCCUCUCAGUUUAAGCAGAAAUCAGACCAAAACCCAAAAGCAGAGAUAUGGAGGAAGUGAUUCAAGUCCCAAAGGCGAAGCUUAAUUCCGGUCACCAAAUGCCCCUUUUAGCCCUGGGAACUUGUUCUUCCUCACCUCAAAAUCCAGACCAGUUGACAUCAAUCCUUAUUCGCGCCAUAGAGAUGGGCUACCGUCACUUCGACACCGCCGUCGUGUACGGCUCCGAGGAGGCCCUGGGCCGGGCCGUAGCCGCCGCCGUCGAGCGUGGAGUUGUUGCGAGCCGUGAUGAGCUUUUCAUCACUACUAAGCUGUGGUGCACAGAGACUGAACAUCAUCUUGUUGUUCCUGCCCUCAAGAGAUCGCUUGGGAGGCUGGGACUAGAUUAUGUGGAUUUAUAUCUAAUACAUCUUCCGUUCAGAGCAAAGGAUAGUGUUGAGGACUUGCACUUCAAAACAGAAAAUGUUGUUCCUUUUGACAUGAAAGGAACAUGGGAAGGAAUGGAAAAUUGUUGCAAAUUAGGUUUGGCCAAGUCUAUUGGUGUUUCUAAUUUUACUUCAAAGAAGAUUUCACAACUUCUUCAGAAUGCUACCAUUCCUCCCGCGGUUAAUCUGGUGGAGAUGAGUGUUGCAUGGCAGCAAUCUAAACUCUUAGAGUUUUGUAGAGAAAAAGGAGUUAAGGUUAGUGCAUGGAGUCCUCUAGGAGCUAAUGGUGCCAUGUGGGGCAACCCUGGGUUAUUGGAGAUCCCACAACUUAAAGAUAUUGCAUUGGCUAAGCACAAGACCACUGCACAGGUUGCAUUGAGGUGGGUAUAUCAACAAGGAGCAUGUGUAGUAAUUGUGACGAGUUUUAACAAUGAAAGGAUGAAAGCAAAUCUUCAAAUCUUUAAUUGGGAACUUGAAGAAGAUGAAAUUGCUAAGAUUCAACAAAUACCUCAGCGAAGAGGAUUUAAAGGAGCUGAGUUUGUUCAUUCGAAUGGUCCAUACAAAUCUGUGGAGGAAUUAUGGGAUGGAGACAUCUAAAAAAUCAAUUCUCUAAAUCGUUACCAACCAUGGCUCAGCGUGCAUGUAGAAGUUAUCUGAAUUGUCCACGGGAUCCUUAUCUUACUGAAAUUAUGGCUGUGAAGGAAGCUUUUACUUGCCUUUAAGAGUCUUAAUGUUGUUAAUGUGAUAGUUGAGUCAGAUUGUUUGAAUUUUUGUACCAAUUUUAAUUCUUCUUGUCAAGACUUUUCAUAUGUUGGUCAUUUAAUUAGUCAUUGUCGUUUACUUGCUAGUGAUUGUGGGAACAUUAUGGUUCGUCAUGUUAAAAAGUCAGCGAAUCGCGCAGAGCUUGCACGGCGCGACGGGUUCUCUUCCCUUUCAUUGUUGAGUGGA
This is a messenger RNA of Ipomoea triloba (trilobed morning glory), 1574 nucleotides long. RefSeq names its product methylecgonone reductase-like. The coding region runs from base 252 to 1223 and encodes 323 amino acids. Gene Ontology annotation, cellular component: cytosol. The transcript is spliced from 4 exons. Lineage: Eukaryota; Viridiplantae; Streptophyta; Magnoliopsida; Solanales; Convolvulaceae. Gene Ontology annotation, molecular function: aldose reductase (NADPH) activity. The record is from RefSeq and is a predicted model, not a curated record.